AUGGACGCACUCGUAGAAAGCAUCGUACAGAGCAAUGCACGGGCCGAGCUCACAGCAGGACAGCUGCAAGCCCUCAUCGGGCUUUGCACCUCGACCUCUGAGGUCCUGUCGCCGUCCCACACCCUCUUCCGCAAGCUUUCCGCCACCCUUGCGGCCUCCCCUUCCCUAGAAGACGCAUCUCAGUGCAUUCGUCUCUGCAUCCUCCUCUGUAGAGAGGUAGCGCACCGCGAAAUCAUUUUUUCACUUAUCGAGGCGCACAACGUAUGGGUGGAGUCCAUCGCAACACCGAGCAUCUCCGCGCUGGGGACGUCACACGCGGGCCACCGCAGCGGAACCACGUACGAGGCGACCGAGGAUCGCAGCUUCCUAUCUCAGCUGAUUCUCGUCAUGCUGGCCUCAGCUGAGUCGAAGAUGAAGGCGUCUGAUCUCGUAGAUUUCCUCGGUGCUGACGUCGAGAGCACUGUGGAGGUACUGGUGUCCUGCUACGGAAGCGUGUGCGGGGCCCUUCCAGGAGUACUCGCCGCCGCCUCCGGAGGCUACCAGCUUCACCUGGUCGCCCGCCUCGUCGACCUCUUUCGCGAGCUCACGUUCUGGAUUACGUACGAGGAACUGCACUCGAGCCUGAGGAUCGGCAGCAAGGGGAAAAACACGCUCUCGCAGUGCACCGGUAGCGCUUCCAUGAGGGCCCUCUCUGCCCCAUUCCGCCACCACGUCGGCCAGCUCAUCUCCUACCUUGUGAGGUACGACUUCUUUGGCCCCAUGAGUAUGUACUUGCCGCUCGUCUUCGACAAAUAUUUGGCCUCACCCCGCAGCAGCAGCAGCGACGGUGACGACCGGGAUGUGUUGAUGGCCUUGUCCUUGCUCCGCAGCCACCUCCUGCUUCUUCAAACCCUGCUGACGCUGACGGACCAGUAUGCGCUCGUUCUGCGCAAAGCGCUCUGCCGCUGCGGGCUCCUCAGCAAGGUAUGCGGCCCUCUCCUGCGCGUCUUGUGUAGACCACAGGGAUGCCUACCUGGGGAAUUGUCUCUGUUCGUGCAGACGGCGGCGGUCGCGUCAACGCUGACGUACCAUAGCGGUGAGUGUCACCAGUUCUGGGGAGAGAACAGCAGUGUGCUGGUGGCAGUCGCAGACCGCUCCGUCUUUACUCUAGCAGAUGGCUGCAUCGCAGACCCGCGCACAUCUGCCGAGCUGGUGGCACAGCUGGUGCGCCUCGUCGUAAACUCUCACUCCAGCGCCGCGGUGGCGCCGUUACUCAAGACGUGGGAGAGCGUCCUCGACUCCGGUGGCAAACAGUACGUUGCUUGCAGCCUCAGCAAUCCCACGAGCCGUAGCCGUCCUCUUGACAUCAGCAGUCCAUCAUACAAUGCACUGCGGUGCGUAUUUCGCGUGGACACCACAGCCCCACCCCCACCGCCUGUCGCCGCGCGGCGUGGCCGUGUCGACGACCUGCUUCGUCAACGGCGAAGAGGUCCACACAACCGAGAGCAGCGAAGCUUGAGCCGCGGUCGCAGCCGUAGCAGUGCGCGCUCAAAGCGAUGCCCCCGCCACCAGUCACGACAAGCGCGUCUUCAACGCUAUCACCUACUGGUGCAGAGCACAACGCCCACGACUGCGGUGGCGCGGGAGCAGACUCAGGUGCAGCUCGACGCCCUUGAUUUCGCCAGUGAUUCCUCCUCCGACGAGAGCAGCGACGACAGAGACGAAGCGGCAGACGCUUACGAGUCGACUUGUGGUCCCCAGGAGGACCUCUCACGCUGGCGGAGAGGCCCACCGCCGAGGACGAUCCCCAUACAGUACAUCUGUUCUCUCUCCCAUUCAUUGAUACGCUCGACCCCGGUGUUGUCGUCCACCGGCUACCUCUUCGACGAAGACGUCAUUAUAGACUACCUGCAGUACUACGACGUCUGCCCCAUAUCUGGAGCGCCGAUGUCGCGUGCCGACUUGGUCGUGGACACGGCGCUCAAGGAGGAACUUGGGAAGGUUCGAGCCAACUUUAUGUAG
Messenger RNA from Leishmania mexicana MHOM/GT/2001/U1103, 2001 nucleotides. RefSeq lists its product as hypothetical. Gene Ontology annotation, molecular function: ubiquitin-protein transferase activity. Bases 1 to 2001 code for a protein of 666 amino acids. The record is from RefSeq and is a predicted model, not a curated record. Lineage: Eukaryota; Euglenozoa; Kinetoplastea; Trypanosomatida; Trypanosomatidae. The transcript has a single exon. Gene Ontology annotation, biological process: protein ubiquitination.